Ruditapes philippinarum (Manila clam) is the source of this 3588-nucleotide messenger RNA. RefSeq names its product sperm-tail PG-rich repeat-containing protein 2-like. Bases 138 to 1886 code for a protein of 582 amino acids. NCBI's taxonomy places the organism in Eukaryota, Metazoa, Mollusca, Bivalvia, Venerida, Veneridae. The record is from RefSeq and is a predicted model, not a curated record. The transcript is spliced from 12 exons.
CGUCAACUGGUCGUUUAUUUAUGCGCCAUUUUGAACCAUGGCAACGAACAAGCUCCUGGUUAAAUUUUAAACUAUUUUAACUGAAUUUGAUAGAAAAAACGCAAACAUUGAUCAGGAAAAGUUGAUAAAAACCAAACAUGUAUGACAGAGCACCCCGCGAUAUAUCAAAAGUUGUAGGUAGUACUGCACAAAAUGUUGGGCCUGGUUCUUAUGAUGCAGAUGCUCCACCCAAGACCAGGUUUAAAGCAGAUGGAUAUGCCCCAUUUUUGUCAAUGACAAGCAGGGAGACCUUCUUGAACAUUACUGACCAGGUGGUGGCUGCCCCAGGGCCAGGUCACUAUGACCCAGGAUUCGCACAAGAUGCUAUAAAGGGAGGAAAAACUCUUGCCAAUAAGUCUAAAAGGUUUACAGAACAACCUAUUGAAAACCCUGGACCUGGAGCAUAUAAUGUUGAACGUUAUACAGAGUUCCGGCAGAGCAGAUCUGCUCCACAGAUGCAGGACAAAAAUAAAUCUAUGGGGCUUGUCACCAGCCAGCUGAAAUUUCAUCGUAAACCUGACGCCCCAUCAAUCCCCACCCCAGGGCAAGCAUAUGGGUACGAGGAGUGUGAAGAUGGUACAUUGAAGAAACAAGACCCACCAGACAGAGAUAUCUCCCUCGGUCCUGCUUUCUAUGGUGUUACACAUGAUUCAAAACCCAAUGAAACUAAGACAUCCAAAACAUACAAAGGUGUCCAUUUUGGUAAACUGACAUCUAAAAGAUCAGAUUUUGUUGGUAAGCCAGGACCCGGGCCUGGUGAGUACGAGCCAUAUGUAGAGAUACCACUUAGAGCUGAGAACAUGAAUGCUGUGCGGGAAGAAUCCCGUAGAUAUGAAGCUAACAUCCCAAGAUAUCAUGAUGCUAUUGAAAAAGAUGUAGAGAAAAAAGGUAUACCAGGACCGGGUAAAUAUGAUAUCAAGGGAAACUUUGACCCUGAACCUCCAAAGGUCAACACAGAAGGUAUAGAAGUUGAGCACCCACCAUUCAUGUCACAAGCAAAGAGAUUUACUCCACUAAAGACACUGCAGCCUUCCCCAGGUAGCUACAAUGAUCCACGGAAUGCCUUUGACAGUCUUAAAAGGGUAACUGGGAUGAAGAGAAGCCCCUUUGGACAGACAUCUGUGAGGUUUACACCAAACAGGGGUACCAAACAUGUACCUGGUCCUGGUUCAUACAACAUCACAGGCAUGGGUUCAGAAAGCAUGCGUAAAGCUUACAUAGAAAGUACAAGACGAGGUGUGUUUGGUACCACUUCUGUCAGGGUUAACAACAUCACCCAGAAAGAAGCUCCGGAAUUGCCGGGCCCAAAUCAUUACCAAGUGAAGGAGAAACCAUUCCAGUCUCGCUACCAUCAUCUUUCAUCCACGUUCGCUUCAGUUACGUCGAGAUUAAAGGACGAUUUUGCCCCAGCUAAGGAAGUGCCACCACCAGGAUCCUAUGAUGUUCAAAAAUCAUAUGAGCACUCACAGAUUCACAUGGAGAGAGCAAAACCAAGAACUGAUGUAGCCAGUAGAAAACAUGGCUCAUUUAUGUCAGCUGCUUCAAGAUUUGCACCACCUAGAGACAUGGUCAUUGCUGAAUCAGACAAAGAUACUCCAGGACCAGGCACAUAUAAUCAAGGUCUCCGAGAAAAGCGUGGUAAUAUGAUGGUAACGAAAGACCAAAGGUUCCGACAAGGACUUAAAUCAGACGUUCCCGGGCCUGGUGCAUAUGAGUUUUCUCCUCUGAUACAAGACACAGUACUGAAGGGAACUUUCAAUGCCACCCUGAACAAUCCAAUUACACCUCAGAUAGACUCAGUCCACAACGCUGGAACGGCCAAACAUGCAUUCUUACUUGGAGUAUAAACAUGUGUGGAAUUACCUCCCUUUAUUGUGAAAAAAUCGUCAUAACUUUAUAUCGAGAAAUUUCAAGUCAAUAUCAGAAUGUUUUAAAUGAAAUAUAUAUUUUACAAUAUAUUUGUCUUGCUUUGAUGUAAGUGCAAAGACUUUUGAAGAGAUCAUUGAGUACACUCGAAUGAAAACAGUAUUGUUGGGAUGAAAAUUUCUGCCCUGGUUUUGUUAUUGUUUUUUUGUGACAAAAAUCUUCACCAGUUUGUUUUAUCAUAUCUACAUUUCAACAAAAAAUUGAUAUAAUUAUGUAAAAAGUGAGUGAUUGUUGUGAAAUUUUGACAUGUUAAAACACUAGUUUUCCGGUCAUGCUCUCAGCAUUGUUCACAGAUAUAUUUAUUCUUCUUCUCUCACAAACUAUUUAAUUGUUAGCUUGUUUCUAUCAAAUCUAAUUUUAGAUUAAACAUUGACAUAAAUUUUCCAAUUAGAAAUUGCUUUUUAAUGUUUUACAUGCAUAACUGUCAUAUUUUGCAGAAGUUAUAUGAAUGGAUGACUGGUUUGAAGUCUAGAAUAAUUUUAUGUGCUGUUUAAUAGAAACAAUUUAGCAAGCAUUAAUGUGGAAAACAACUUGAAUAACAUCAUUUUGACAUUUUUAGUUUUCAAAACAAAAAAUGAUGGCAGACUGAGUUUUUUUUUCUCAUAUUUUCAUAUUGUGAUUGAAUAUUGUGGCAAUAUUUAUGUAAGAGCAAUUUGACUUAGAUUGAAACAAGAUGACAUUAAAUGUUUACUUAAAAAGAAAUAUUAAAUGAAUAUCUUUUUUUUUUGAAAACAUUAGAUUUUUUUUUUUAAAUAAAAGAGAUACCUGUUUAGUUGUCAUAAUAUACAUGCUCAUAUCAACAAUGUUCACCUUGCUUUCAUUGACAUAUCAUAGGUGGAAAAUAUCUUUAAAGAUGUAAUAUCUGACGUAUGUAUAGAGAGAGUUGCUUGCCAAAGUUAUUACCAAAAAAAAAGAAAUAAGAAAUUUCAGUAAUUAAUUCAGGCUGUUUGAUAGAAACACUUGUGAUUUAAAUUAGUAAUAAAGUAAUAAAGUUGAUGAGGUGUAUAAAAAGUUAGAUGAUUCUAUCAUAGAAUUCUAGCAUCUUCAUUGCAAAUUAGACUUAUCAUUUCUUCAUGGAAAAUAAUAAACUUUUCCCAUUAACUUAAGCUGUAUAGAUUAGAUGCAUUUCUGUAAUUUAUUAUAUGAUGAAAAUUGCUUACAAAUAUUAAGGCAUACAGAUGCUUGCUAAACAUUUUGGAAGUGUGAUUUUGAAUGGUCUUUCUUUGUUAGAAUGGGGGAGGGGACUAUUCAUGGGGGGAUAAAACAAGUUGUAUAAAAGAGAGAUUUUUACUUUUGAUUAUAGUGAUUAGUAUGUAUUAUGCUUCACAAUGAAUGCUUUUAUACAUAUAUGGAAUAUUAUGAUACACCAGGACAUAUUUCUGUGAAAGUCAGUAUAACUAUGUAUAUGUCUAGAAAGAUGGUUGAAGAAAAAAAGUUUGGAAUACAUGUUUUAUGUGUAUUAGAAUGUGUUGCAGAGAACCAUUGUGUCUAUGUAGUUGAAUGAAUUAAUAUUGCAGGACAUUUUACAUUGAAUUACUAUGUCUAAAAAAAGGUCCAAAAUAUGAAUAUUUAUGUCUGAUAGACUGUUUCAAGUAACAGGGUAUAAAUUCAAUGUCUAUAAAA